AUGACUUAUCUCAAGGAUGCCUACUCCAAGUUCCGGGCUAACCCCCGCAAUGCCCCAGUGGCCGCCAAUGUGUCGCUGAUCUAUGUUCCCUCCACCACGCGCAUCGAUGGCGCGGACGCCGUUGCGUCGCAUUCGUCGCGCCAAUCCGCCCAUCUCAAGAAGAAGUCCGAGAAGAUCAUUAGCGAAAUCGAGAGCUCCGACUCUCUGUGUCUAGAUAUUGAGACCACCAUCGAGUUUCUCGAGGGCGGCGGGGCCUAUCUCCCCUCGUUCGACGAUAACUUCCUGGCUGAUCGCGUCGUGACUUUCCCCACGCUCCACAUCGUUCACUUCAAUGCCGAACAUCAGAUCCAGCAAGUGCGCAUCUACUGGGAUCAGGGUUCCCUGCUUAAGGAGCUCGAAGUGAUUGGUGCUCGUGGCCGCAAUUGGCCCAUUCGUCAAGCCCAGGAGCAGACUCGUCUGCUCAAGGCUGCUGCCAUUGCAAAGGACGCUGCACCCUCAUUGGAACCCUCCCAGGGUGACCUGGACCCUUACGCGGCCGCUUCCUUGACCGACCUUCUCUCGCCUACCAAGGACGCUCCUGAGGAGCAAGAACGCGAGACACGCAGACCUUCUUCUCCCAGCAAGCGACACACUCGUGAUCCCUACGGUCAGGGCUCCCUAACUGAGAUCCUGUCUCCCACCAAGCCAGAAACCAACACCGUCAUGCGCCCAUACGGGGGAUCCAACCAACCUGCGCGACGUGAUCUGGGUGAUAUCUUCGUGGCCGAUGACGGCGAGUCUCCCACUACACCAUCCAAGGCCGAGAAGGUGAUCUCUCCCAAGGGCGGAGCCAGACAUCAGGGCGGCAACCGACUCUUCGGAGGCGCCGAGGAGCACGACGAACACCGAUCUUUCUACAAGUCGGAUCCUCGUAAGUACGAACACUUCGAGAUCGGAGCCAACGAAGGACGCCCCGAAGACCGAUCUUUCUACAAGUCCGACCCCCGCAAAUACGACCACUUCCAGCUCGGAGCCGACGAAACCCCCGAGACGAAGAAGGACUCAAAGCCAGCCAAGGCCCGCAACCAAUCCCAAUGGGACUUUGGCGACUUCUCUACUCCAGCCAAGAGCACCGAACCAGCCGCCAAGGCCCGAGGCUUCGGCUACACCGACGAGGAAGUUGAUCCCAACUCCCCUCCACGCCGUGAAGCCGUCGUCAAAGCCCGCCCCGACCAAAGCGCCCACUUCGAGAUCACCGACGACGUGAACGAAGAAGACGGCCGCAUCAUCAGCUCCUUCGGCGGACGCGGUCAAAGCCUGUACGAAAACCGCCUCUACGACGAAGAUGAGGCUGCUUCCAAAAAGCAUGAAGGUGAACACGAAGAAGCUCUCGGCGUGACAAGCAACAAGGCAAACCUAAACAAGACCUUCGGCUCGCAGUGGGAAAUGCACGAUGACUCCCCCGGUCAUAAACCCACCCGCUCGGAUAACGAGAACCCCAAACCCUUGGCCGCGGAUCGCAGCAAGGCUGUUAAGGCUCUAGAGGCGCACUGGGAUUACUCCGAUUCGCCCCAACCCUCGCGAACCGCUACGUCGCUAUACAACCCUAAGACUCACAACCAGCCGAGCUGGAAUAUGCAGGAUGAAGCUUCUCCCGUUAAACCGGCUACCUCGCUCCGUAACCCUCGCACCCAUAACCAGCCUAGCUGGAGCAUGGGAGGUGAGGAGUAA
This is a messenger RNA of Penicillium cosmopolitanum, 1710 nucleotides long. RefSeq lists its product as uncharacterized. The record is from RefSeq and is a predicted model, not a curated record. The transcript is spliced from 3 exons. The coding region runs from base 1 to 1710 and encodes 569 amino acids. NCBI's taxonomy places the organism in Eukaryota, Fungi, Ascomycota, Eurotiomycetes, Eurotiales, Aspergillaceae.